Molecule: messenger RNA, 1002 nt
Organism: Trichoderma virens Gv29-8
Lineage: Eukaryota; Fungi; Ascomycota; Sordariomycetes; Hypocreales; Hypocreaceae
Exons: 3
Coding region: 1-1002 (333 amino acids)
Source: RefSeq, a predicted model, not a curated record
AUGCCUCGGCGUUUAAGAUGGAUCAUUCCGGCUGUACGAUUUGCUACCGACUCGCGGCCAUCUAACAAAACUUCGGAUUCAGACUCAGACUUGGAGGAGAAACGUCUUGGGCAACCCGAUCUCUAUAGUGCACUGUUAUCAAUCGGCUUGCUUGACUCGAGGAACAAGCGGUUGGACGACGCGAAGCUGUUAGAGCUAUCAGAUGACAUCCGGUCUCAUCUUGUUCAAGAUGCUUCGCUAGGUCCCAGAGCUGGUGUUGUCAAGAGAGCGCUUCGCGAGUUAGUAAGAGAUGAGAGUAGCGCCAUACCGGCCAUUGGCUUUGCGACAAUUCAAAAUGCUCGGCUGGAUAAACUGCUCUCCGAUAUAUUGACGCUAGGUCAUCAGCAAGCGUCGUCCCAUCUCCGACCUCGCAUCGAUACAGACAUGGCCGAGAGAUUACAGAGGUUGUGGAUGGCUAGAUUUCGCGAGAAGUAUUUCAACCUUGAUCAGACUCGGCAUCAAAACUUAUCCAACACUGGUACUCUGAAGGACGUCGUUUUCAACAACAUAACCUCAGAUGGCUGGGAGCUAUGGCAGGCAAAGGAGUGUAGGACGCUGUCUGAGCUUGAGUGGAAUCUCCAGUUCAAACCAGGGCAGUACGUCAUUCGGCGAUACAGCCAGAAACAGAAUCUACAGACUCGCCUUCAUCGAACCAUUGUCACACUGGAGAGAAUCUCAGGCCAGCCGAAUAUCGUAGACCUUGCCAAAGUGCCUCGGCCUUCACAAAUGGACGAUUGGGUGCUCUUUGAGAAACUGGAAGGCGAAAUGAUUCGGCAACACCGUGGCGAGCAAAGCUUCUUGGACUGGAAAUUGAUGAAGGCGCAGGAAAGGAUGGAGCAGCGGCAAUGGAGACGCGCUCUCGAGGUUGGAGCUGCUUUGACGACGGCACGGCAUGCAAGAUACAGCUACGGAAUGCGUGAUUUGGUGCUCAAGGAGGAUAUCCAGGAGCCCCUAAAUCAUUAG